CCUUGGUUCACUUGCAACGUGUCAAUUGCACCGGUUCUCUCUCUGCUCUUCCUCUCCCCUUUCCUUUCUUUUUUCCUUCCGGGGAUGGUGACUUGGUCGCUUUUUAGUGCCAUCCAGAAAACCCUUCCCAGGCAAGCAAUGGCUUAGAGGAGAGGGAAAGAGGCAGGAGAAGAAGAAGGAGGAGAAGAUGAGUUUCCACAAGGAGGAUGGUGUGGGGAGCCUGUGUCACAAGGCGCUGCAGAUCAUCUCAGAGCUGUGCCUGGGGGGCCAGGUGGAGCGGGAGAAAUGUUCAGGCAUCUUCUUCCCCUUGGAGACCACCAAGCAAGGUAUAGACAGCACAGACAUCUCAGUCAGUCUGCUAGCAGUAGUCGUCAGCUUCUGUGGGCUUGCCUUGCUGGUAGUCUCGCUAUUUGUCUUUUGGAAGUUGUGUUGGCCAUGCUGGAGAAGCAAGCCUCUUAUUUCUAAUACCAGUAAUAUCCCUCAAAGCACCUGUAGUGCUCCUGCUGAGGUUUUCGAAACCAACGAGAAAAAGGAAAUUAAAGAAAAUGGGAAACCUUCCAUGAAGGUACUUGAGGCUGCAAUGAAAAUUAGCCACACUUCACCUGAUAUUACAGCCGAAGUCCAGAAUGCAUUGAAAGAACAUCUAAUUAAACAUGCACGCAUGCAGAGACAGAUCACUGAGCCUGCAUCCUCAUCAAGGCAUAAUUCUUUCAGGAGGCACUUGCCAAGGCAGAUGCAAGUGUCCAGUGUUGAUUUUAACAUGGGGACAGAUCCUAUUUUACAACGGGGUGAGACAACAACCAGCAUUGGGCGAAUAAAACCAGAACUCUAUAAACAGAAGUCUGUUGAUUCUGAAGACAAGCAAGAAGAUGUGAAAAUCUGUGGGAAACUUAACUUUACUCUCCGGUAUGAUUAUGAAAAUGAACUCCUUGUUGUUACCAUUGUCAAAGCCUUAGAUCUACCUGCUAAAGACUUCACAGGAACCUCAGAUCCGUACGUUAAGAUUUACCUUCUCCCAGACAGGAAAAAGAAGUUUCAGACACGGGUUCACAGAAAGACUUUAAAUCCUGUCUUUGAUGAAACCUUUCAGUUUCCUGUAGCCUAUGAUCAGCUCAGCAACAGGAAACUGCAUUUCAGUGUAUAUGAUUUUGACAGAUUUUCUAGACAUGACAUGAUUGGGGAAGUUAUUCUUGAUAACUUUUUUGAAGUCUCUGAUCUCUCCAGGGAAGCCACUGUGUGGAAAGACAUCCACUGUGCCACCACAGAAAGCAUAGAUUUGGGUGAAAUCAUGUUUUCCCUUUGCUAUUUACCUACUGCCGGACGAAUGACAUUAACAGUAAUCAAAUGUAGAAACCUCAAAGCCAUGGACGUAACUGGCGCUUCAGAUCCUUAUGUCAAAGUCUCAUUGAUGUGUGAGGGUCGAAGGCUGAAAAAGCGGAAAACAACUACAAAGAAAAACACACUUAACCCAGUUUAUAAUGAGGCCAUCAUCUUCGAUAUCCCUCCAGAGAAUGUGGACCAGGUCAGCCUCUCCAUUGCUGUGAUGGACUAUGAUCGAGUAGGACACAAUGAGGUGAUCGGGGUGUGUAGAACAGGACUCGAUGCUGAAGGACUUGGAAGAGAUCACUGGAAUGAAAUGCUGGCUUACCCCCGUAAACCUAUUACUCAUUGGCAUCCACUGGUAGAGUUACCUGGCCAGGCAACCAGUUUUGAUAGCCAGGGGUCUUGUUCAUCACCAAAACCACCACCUACACCCUAGGGCACAAGAAUGGAUUCAUCACAUCCAGUGUCCAAGCUCCAUGUCCAUCACACCUACAUUAACAGAAGGUUUGGCUUCCUCAGAUGAACUGUAUCCAUAUUUUUGUAUUAAAAUAGAUUUUCUUCUUGUUCUAAGUAUUUUACAGUUUAUAAUAAUUUCUUAAGAAUGAAUUUCACUUGAGCCAAAAUAUUCCUUCCUUAUGCAAAGAUAUUCAUUUUUCUCUCUCUCAUAAAGUAUUGUUUUGAUACAAUCUAUUUCUUUGCGGAUGGAAGGAAAUAAAAAAACAAUACAUGUAUACUAGCACUUGAAAACAAAUAGAGCUUAUGAUACUAUUCCUUUCAAGGUAGCAAAAUUGUCAUAUACAGCACUUACUUUGUAACUUGCCUCUAAAUUAUAAAUUUUGCACUAAAUCGUAUAUGACCAUUAAAGAAAACCUUGAAAGCUUUUGAUGUACUAGAAAAAGAUAAUUCUAACAACAUAAUGUCCAGUUUCUCUAUGAUUGUCUUGAAUGUUACUGUAGGCCUGCACCAGAGCCCACUGAAGUCAAUGGAAAGGAUCCCAUUGAAUUCAUUUGGUUUUAGUUCAGGUCCUAAGGACCAUAUCCUGCAAAUGAAUGCAUGUAGUUGAACCUUUACAACAAUCCUACUGACAUUGUGGAGACAACUAUGCAGUAUUUUAUAUCCAAGCAAUUUUGACUGGAUGCCUUGUUCGCAUGGGAUUGGUUCUGUUCUGGUCUUAUGAAUUCAAUAGGACUGGACCAGUGUUUUUCUUAGAAUCAGGCUUCCAGUGAAAAAACUUGUGAUUGUGGAUUUGAAAUUUUCCUUCUGUCAAUAUAGUGAGGUAAAAACUUAAGUGUUACUAGUUCAUAGAACAUUCCUGCUCAUAAACUCAAGAAUAUUCAAGGAAAGAAAAUACAAAAUGAGCAUCAGUUAAAGCUAGCUGGUUAAAAAAAUGAAUAAAUACAGUAACUCCUCAUUUAACAUUGUCCCACUUAAUGUUGUUUCAAUGUUACGUCACUGCUCAAUCAGGGAACAUGCUCAUUUAAAGUUGUACAAUGCUCCCUUAUAACGCUGUUUGGCUGCCUGCUUGUAAGAUUCUGUGGAAAAGCAGCGACUUUACAUGGGAGCAUUGCACAAGUUCCGCUUCUCCGACAACCCCCCUCUCUCCCAGCGCUUCCCCCACCACCAAAUUUGGCAGUGCUUAGGACUUUAUGGGAGGGAAGGGCAGGAGUGGGGAAGCGCCAUGUCUCUGCUCCUUCUCUUCCCUCCCAGAAAAUCCUAAGCACUGUGAAACAGCUGUUUGUCAGUGCUUAGGACUUUCUGGGAGGGAGGCACAGGAGUGGAAAUGUGGGGCUUCUCCACUCCUCCCCCUCCCUCACAGCACUUCAUGCUUAGGACUUUCUGGGAGGGAGAGGCAGGAACGGGGAAGCGCUGCAUCUCCGCUCCUCCCCCUCUCUCCCAGAAAGUUCUAAGCCCUGCCAAACAGCUGUUUGGCGGGGCUUAGGACUUCGCGGGGGGAGGAGAGAUAUGGUGUACUCCGGAGAGGAGGUGGAGUAGGGGUGGGAAGAGGUGGGCCUGGAGCAUUCCCAGCAAAAUCUGAGCCUGUUCUCCGGAGAAGCUGCCGCUGCUACUGCAAAGGUGCUUCCUAGAGUCCUUGGCUGCACCGGGCUCUGCCUGUGUGGGGUAAGCCAGGGGCACUUCCCAACCACAGUACAGUACAGUAUACAGUAUAAUGCCUUUUGUCUGCCCCUCCAAAAUUUCCUUGGAACCUAACCCCCCACAUUUACAUUAAAUCUUAUGGGACAAUUGGAUUCAUUUAACAUUGUUUCACUUAAAGUUGCAUUUUUCCUGCACAUAACUACAUUAAGUGAAGAGUUACAGUACUAGCAUGUUACUUUGCAGUAUUGAUCCAAGUCUCAAUAAAACUCCAGUUUAGCUCAGUGAGAGAAUUUAUACUGAGUAAGGCCAGAGAAAAGGCUGCAGGAUUGGGCCCUGGACUUUUAAAGGUGAGCUGCAAUAGGAAAAUUAAUUACAGGUGUUCCCUUUUUUUUGUUUGUUUGCUUGUUUCUUUUUGACAUAUAAAGACAGCUAGAAAGGUUUUAGUUUAAAAAAAAUCCACAAACAUUUUAAUAUUAGAAAUGUAUGUCCUGUCUAUGCAGAAAAACUCUGUAAUGACAGGAGAACUACCAAAUUCUAACAUGCCAGGAGUCAAGAGAAUGAAAACUGAGAGGAGGGGAUUUUUACUUAGACUUAAAAAAAUCUUUUGGGUUUGGUUGGCUUUGUUAAUAUUUUGGAUAAAUGAUUUAUUUAUAAAAAUCCAUCACCUCCAGCUUUUUAAUUACGAUGUGAUAGCUCCCAGUAAACAUGCUCUGAGAUGUCUAUCGUUUCCUCCAGAAAAACCACAGAAAGCUAGUCUUGACAUUCUAGUAAAACCAAGCAUAAAAUAAUCACAUACAUAAACACACAGGCCUUCUUUAUAUAUUACUGAAAACAAAAACAAAAAAAAGGGACCAAUGUUUGAAAAAAUUCUUUGCAAGUCACCUUUGCUGAAUCCUAUAGAAACUGUUUCCUUCUAGAGAUUUGGU
Messenger RNA from Gopherus flavomarginatus (Mexican gopher tortoise), 4343 nucleotides. RefSeq names its product synaptotagmin 10 (gene SYT10). Gene Ontology annotation, cellular component: membrane. Lineage: Eukaryota; Metazoa; Chordata; Testudines; Testudinidae. Gene Ontology annotation, molecular function: clathrin binding; syntaxin binding; phosphatidylserine binding. Bases 188 to 1759 code for a protein of 523 amino acids. Gene Ontology annotation, biological process: calcium-ion regulated exocytosis; regulation of calcium ion-dependent exocytosis; regulation of dopamine secretion. The record is from RefSeq and is a predicted model, not a curated record. The transcript is spliced from 7 exons.